AUGGUGUUAAGGUUAGUAUUAGGUGAGCAAGUAGUGACAGUUGUAUGCACAUAUGCACCGCAAGUGGGACUAGGAGACCAAGAGAAAAGAGAGUUUUGGGAUUGUCUAGAUGUAGUAGUAAGGGCCAUACCUAGGGAGGAGAAAAUUUUUAUAGGAGGAGAUUUUAAUGGGCACAUUGGUAAGGAUCGUGAUGGCUUUAAGUUGGUACAUGGGGGUUUUGGUUUUGGCGAUAGAAAUGACCCAGGUAGAGACCUUCUAGACUUUGCUGCAGCCAACGGCCUAGGUAUUAUAAACUCGUUCUUUAGGAAGAGAGAAUCUCAUUUGAUCACUUUUAGUAGCGGAGGACGCAACACACAAAUCGACUACCUCCUGAUGAGGCAGGAAGAUCGACGGAUGUGGAUGGACUGCAAGGUUAUACCAACGGAGACUGCAGCGGCUCAACACCAUUUGCUAGUAGCAGAUUUAGUCCUUAAAGUAAGGCUAACUGAGGGGGAGAGGAAAACCCGACCUAGGAUCCGCUGGGGAAACUUGAAGGGAUAA
This is a messenger RNA of Helianthus annuus (common sunflower), 540 nucleotides long. RefSeq names its product craniofacial development protein 2-like. The transcript has a single exon. The record is from RefSeq and is a predicted model, not a curated record. The coding region runs from base 1 to 540 and encodes 179 amino acids. Gene Ontology annotation, biological process: chromatin remodeling. Gene Ontology annotation, cellular component: nucleus. NCBI's taxonomy places the organism in Eukaryota, Viridiplantae, Streptophyta, Magnoliopsida, Asterales, Asteraceae.